UUGGAGUGAGAGAAAGAAAAGGGAGGCAGUGAUGGAGGGAGAGAAAGAGAGGAAGUUGGUGAGUGUGCUGCACGGUGGUAUGAUCGUAACGAUGGACGAGGAAAAACGAGUGUUUAGGGAUGGCGGCAUCGUGAUCGAACAAGAUAAAAUCAAAGCCAUUGGCCAAUCUCACCAUAUUCUUGCUGAGUUUGCUCAUGUUGCCGACCACGUUCUCGAUCUCACCGGCCAUAUCUUGCUCCCUGGAUUGAUUAACAGCCACGUUCAUAGUUCCCAACAACUAGCUAGAGGCAUAGCUGAUGAUGUUGACUUAAUGACAUGGUUGCAUCACCGCAUUUGGCCUUACGAAUCCAACAUGACAGCACACGAUUCUUACCUCUCUACUUUGCUUUGUGGGAUCGAACUCAUUCACUCUGGUGUAACCUGUUUUGCUGAAGCUGGUGGCCAACAUGUUUCUGGGAUGGCUAGAGCAGUCGACUUACUGGGUUUGCGUGCUUGUUUAACCCAGUCAACCAUGGAUUCUGGCCAUGGUUUGCCAUCAUCCUGGGCCACUCGAACUACUCAUGAUUGCCUUCAGUCUCAAAAGGACAAUUAUGAGAAGCACCACAAUACAGCCCAAGGGCGCAUCAGAGUCUGGUUCGGAAUUAGGCAAAUCAUGAAUUCUACCGAUCGCUUGCUUCUUGAGACAAGAGAUGCUGCCAGACAACUCAAUACUGGAAUACAUAUGCACGUUGCAGAGAUACCAUAUGAGAACCAACUAGUCAUGGAUAUUCACAAAAUAAAUCAUGGAACUGUUACAUACUUGGAGAAGAUAGAUUUCCUUCAAAACAAUCUGUUAGCAGCUCACUCAGUUUGGGUUGAUAAUAAUGAGAUAUCUCUUCUUUCAAGGGCAGGUGUCAAAGUGUCUCACUGUCCUGCUUCUGCAAUGCGAAUGCUCGGAUUCGCACCUGUGAGGGAGAUGCUUGAUGCUGGCAUCUGUGUCUCCUUGGGAACUGAUGGGGCCCCAUCAAACAACCGCAUGAGCAUUGUUGACGAGAUGUACCUAGCUUCUCUAAUUAACAAAGGACGGGAAGUUUAUGCUAAUGGAACUACAGACCCAACAGCAUUGCCUGCCGAUACUAUUCUUAGAAUGGUUACAGUUAAUGGUGCCAAGUCGGUACUAUGGGAUGAUGAACUAGGUUCUCUUGAGGUUGGGAAAAAGGCUGACAUUGUUGUAGUCAAUCCUUCGUCUUGGUCUAUGGUUCCUGUUCAUGACUGUUACUGUUCAACCAAUGUGCAGCAUUUCCAGCUUAGUAUAUUGCAUGCGAACAGAAAAUGUGGUCUCUGUCAUGUGCAAUGGCCAAUGGAUAAUGAAGAACAAGAAGAUUAUAAAUGUGGACGAGGUAUUUCAUUGAAGAAUUUUUCUUCCGUGUGAGAGGCUUGAAAGUGAAGAAGUUAUUUUGAAGGCACAACAGGCUUCUGUUGAACUUCUGAAGAGGGCAGGCAUAGUAUUACCAACUAGAAUGAACGUCAUUUGAUUGUUGUUUCGUCGUAAGUGUAGUCUACGAUGAGCAUUUGAUGUAAUACCAGUGAUAACGUAUAAUACUGUUAGCCAAAAUCUAAUGAACUUGUCUUCGAGAAGUGUCAGCUGCUUGAUGGCCUAUGACAUUGGGCUAGAGUGCACGAGUGACCGUGUUGCGUUGGCAUAUCCAUGUAAAAUAAACCAAUAUUAGCAUCCAAAGUACCCAAU
Molecule: messenger RNA, 1726 nt
Organism: Gastrolobium bilobum
Lineage: Eukaryota; Viridiplantae; Streptophyta; Magnoliopsida; Fabales; Fabaceae
Exons: 10
Coding region: 32-1411 (459 amino acids)
Molecular function (GO): hydrolase activity, acting on carbon-nitrogen (but not peptide) bonds
Source: RefSeq, a predicted model, not a curated record